Acanthoscelides obtectus is the source of this 1226-nucleotide messenger RNA. Lineage: Eukaryota; Metazoa; Arthropoda; Insecta; Coleoptera; Chrysomelidae. The record is from the annotation of a GenBank genome assembly.
AUGUUUACCUAUUCAUCCUCAGGCUUCUUUUCAUCUUUACUUUCUUCCACUUUCUCUUCUUCUUUUUUUUCUCCCUCCUGGCUAUCACCAUUUACCUCUACAUUUUUUAAGUUCUCAUCAACACUCUUCACCUCACUACCUGGUUUUCGCCUUUUUCCUCAUUUUCAGACUCACCCAAAUCGUCAUCAUCAUCACUUUUUGAACAGUCUAGAUUCAAAGAUCCAGCAACAGAAAAAGCGAUGAACAUGUUAGAAAUAUUCUGGGCACAAAUAAUAACAUAUAAAGAAAGCCUUGUUUGAAUGAGCAAAGAGAAAGAAUCUGCGUUAACCACUCAAGAAAGAAAAUUAAAAUAUAUAUGAGACAUAACAGGAGGAGAGAGGUAAAAAAGGUGAAGUUCUGUUGUAUUGAAUAUUUCACAACAUGACCGUAGAAAUAUGAUAUUUUGAAAUAAUACCCAAAGAUUAUAGAAUUGUGAAUUUCACACCAAUAUGACAUUCAAACAGUAAACACAAGUAUAGGUUAAAAGUUAGAUAAUAAAUUAAUAUACUAUACAUUAGGCAGAAGAUCGAAGAAAAAAUGUUUGGCUCAAGAUUCAAAUUUGAUAAGAAGUAGAUGUUUCAAGGUGUUAUAAACAUUUGCCCUCUUAAAAAAAGCUACACUGGUACAUAGACCUAUGUUUCGAUACAAAAAUCAAGGCUUGACAUUAUGAACACUGUCUCUGAAAAUAAGUUUAUCCCUAAGGUAGAAGCUAGAAAUAAUCUUGUAAAUGAGAACUGCCAUAUUGAAAUUAAAUGGAAUAGAGGACUCAUGUUUAGCCAUCCAAGAUCGUGAAGCUUAUCCGAGAUAUUAAGAAAUAUCCUUAAGUGAUAUAUAAAAGGAAUGCAGGAGUUUUGGAUCUUUUGUAUGCACCUUUGACUGGCCAGAUCCAAACAUGGGUUAGGAACAACUUGAGUCCAUUAAGAAAAUUCUAUAUCCUUAUAAUUAUUUAUUUGUUUGAAAAUCCUCUUUGUAUGAAAAUAUGGAGUAUUGUUCUGUUUCUCAUUAUAAUUACUCUUGCAUGGAGUUACUGAGCUAGCUAAUGAUGACACUGAUAAACAGUGCUUUGACUAGGAGAAAAUUCUUAGCUGAAUAUUUCUAUGCAUUUUUUUAAAUAUUAUCAACAUAUUUUGAAUUGACCACACAAAUUUUUAUAUGUACUUUCAUUGCACUCACUCAUUUCAUACAAA